Molecule: messenger RNA, 3543 nt
Organism: Schistosoma rodhaini
Lineage: Eukaryota; Metazoa; Platyhelminthes; Trematoda; Strigeidida; Schistosomatidae
Source: the annotation of a GenBank genome assembly
GUUACAACUAAGCGCUCUAUUUGAUAUUACGCACGCGAUAAUGGGCAAAAAUAAGAAGAAACAAAGUGAAACCAUUCCUUUAGUUCCUACUCCACAACGUAAAAGAGCAAGACGCAAUAAAAACAAAAAGCUUAAAAAGAACUUACAAGGAACAAAUUUAAUUAUAUCUAACAUGCCUUCUAUUAAAGUCAACGAGAGUAAAAAAAGCAAAAAGCGAAGAUUUUUAAAAGAACAACAACAGAAUGCUUCUGUUUUAACAAAGUCCAAUGUAAAAACAACAGACAAAAAACAAGUCUCGUUUGGUGAAGCAUCCAGUGAAAGUGAUGCUGAGCCUAUUGAAGCUGACUGGGGAAAUGCAAGUGACCAUUCAGAUAACGAUGAUGAACAGUGGCAAAGUAAAGAAAAAGUUGCAAAAUCAUUCACUAAUUCCAAUGAUGAUGAUGAUGAUGAUGAACAAAGUGAUUCGGAGUCUUCAGACAAUGACUUGGAGCAAUCUGAAGAAGAUGAAGAUGAAGAGUUAAGCGAAGAUGAGCUGAAUACUCUAAUACAAUCUCAGAAGAAACCAAUGACUAAGGAUACUUCAAAACAAAAUGUCAGUAGUCUGACAAAGAAACCUCUAAAACGGACUCAUGAAUCUGUUGAAAACACUCCAACGUCCCCAAAGAAAAUGAAAUUAGCCGGAGAGUCAAAGCAAUCAAUAGCAAAACCUCUUGAUAAAGGCGAUAAUCAAGCGUCUGUGUCCUAUAGUUGGGCAAAUGAAUCUGCUAUAAUUGAGGAAAUCAAAAAACGUACCAUUGAACUUUCAUUUGCCACGUUGUAUGUGAGUCCACUACCGUCAGAUUGUAACGAGUCUAUGCUGAAGUCAUUGUCACCAAGUAUGGUGUCAUAUCGAUUUUCAACAAGAAAAAAUAAAAAGAUACGAGGGUUUGUAUUUCUUCAAUACAUCGAUGCUGAUGCAGCUGAAGCUGCAAGAAAAGCUAUAUCUGGUCGUUUGUUUGCCGGUAAUACAAUCACUGCUCAACCUAAUCGUCUAUCAUUUCCUAUCAGUGAAUUAAUGUCUGAUCAUAUUGAUCGAACGCAACUUUUUGUAACUGGUUUCAAUAGUUCAACAACUAAAAAUGAUUUAAUGCAUAUAUUUCCAAAAGGCAAUAUUGAUUUUCCAUUGACCAAAGAUGGAAUUCCAUGCGGUUAUGCAAUUGUCAAAUUUGUCAAUCAAAAUGUAUCGAUUGAAGCAUUUGCCACAACCCAUAAACGACUUGUUCGUGGUCUACCAAUAUUUGUAAACUUUAUUUUUAAAAAGGCAUCUCUAUCUAAAGAAACUGACCAUAAACAAAAUAAUAAGAAUCAAUCAGAAGUUAAUAAGAAUCAGUCAUCGGAAGUAAAAGAGAAAAAGUUGAAUAAUAAACCAUCACCAUCAUCAGGGAAGUCGUCUAAUGUAACGAUUCAAAAAACAACAGUUGAUAAAAAAGACAUUGGUAGUAAUAAAGGUAGUAGUAAUACAAAAGUUUUAGUUCAACAAUUACCUGAAUCUGAAGCUGAUUCUCAAUCAUCAGCUGAUAGUGAGUCAAAUGAUGAAAGCAAAACAGAUGAAUUGCUUGUACAUCAAACAAAAAAUAAAAAUUCAACCACUGGUAAAACAUCUGUACUUAAUGACCUUGUUUCAUCAAAAAUGUCUGCCAAAAAUAAAACUAAAGCUGAAUUGAGUAAACUGACAGAUGAUGGCGAUGAUGAUGAAGAAGAGGAUGACGAUGAAGAAGAAGACGACGACGAUGAUGAUGAAGACGAUGAAGAUGAAAUUAGCGAGUAUGAUGAAGAUGACAGCGGUAGUGAGGAGGAAGAAGACGAUGAUGAUGAUGACGAAGAGGAUGAGGAAGAUCUAGGCGAUACAGAUAGUGAUGAUGCAUCUGAAGAUAACGACGAAGUGGUCAAUAAAAAUGUAAUUAAAAAAGAUCGCAAGCAGAAAAAAUUAGUUAAUAAUAAUUCUUCAGCUUUAAAAAAUAAUAGCCUAAUCACUUCACUAUCAUCUUCCGUUGACGAAGAACAAGCUUCAUCAGCUAGUAGUAAUAAUAGUUCGGAUGAGGAAAUCGACAAACAAUUACAGGCAGUUAUUCAAGCUAAGCGUAACUCUAAAAAAUCUUUCAAGUCACCUAACAGUGCUAAGCGUAAUUCCAACUUCAAUGCUAAGAAAGGCAAUAAUGAAGUUUCAAACUCAGCAAAGAACCCUGGAAAAAAUUCUAAACCUCAUUGGGUAGGUCAAAUGCUUUCAUUUUUUAAUGCAUUAUUAUUAUUUAUUGACAUUCAAUCAAAGUUUGCAGGAAUCAACUUCAAUGACACUUAUUUUACGAUAUAGAAAAGGUGUACAACUAUUGAUGUUCAAUGCCACAACUAUCUCACAGAUCUUGGAACCUAAAACCUUGUCUACCUAUCAAUAAGAUUCAUUUCCUUAAUCAGUCACUUCAUGAAUUGAUAUUACGUUUAAGUGCCUAAUAAUCUUAAAUGCAAAACGACGUAAAUCAGUAUUUGUAAAUAUUUUAAACAUAAAUGUUGGUACAAAGGAGCACCACAUAUAUAUGCAGCACACAAAUCUUAAAUUUGUGUGAGGGCUUUGAUACUGCCGGGUGCUCAAACCGUGGCAGGUGUUUCCCUUAAGGGGCCACAGCCGGAGCCUUCGACCUAAAAAUCUGAUCCACAAGGCAGUGGAGCAUCGUGAAGAGAUGCAGUCCUAUGUUGGCCGGUGACCAACGAUUGACUCAUACGCCAUUUGUUCCACCAGGAUGCUGGAGCCCAUGUGCUCCAUUGGUUUGGGAUGAGGGUUUUCCAACUCCCCUAGGUGGACCCUCUGUGUCCACCAACCCGGUUAAAGCGCCGGAUAUUCGCUUUUCGACCUCUCAAUUUCGUAUACAACAGUAAUGCCACUAGAAUGCAGUGAGUAGGACUUCCCUGAGAGAGGCUAUAUACGCGUGGCCAUGUGAGAGCAUUUGGAGAGAGAGAACGGACUGUCAUCACUCUCGGCCGUACCAGGAGGGGAGCGAUAAUUGAAAAAUAUCAAUUUCAUAAGUCAAUGAUCAAAAACCAGUAAAUUUAAAGUGUUAUUUAAUUUUUCGACUCCGAAAUCAGUAGUAUGUAACAAAAAUCAGAAUUGGCAUGACUGGUAGCAGAAGGUUGAGAAGAUAGAAUCAAAGAGAAUGGGAAUGUUAAGAAAUGGUAAUUGUAAUAACAGUUAAGGGACGAUGACGUUUGAGGCAAUUGAUGAGGGAUUUGCAAAUGAAGUAUUUAGUGUAAUUUUAUUCACAUUUUACAAAGUGAAGUUCAUCGACUGACUGAUCUACAUGAAGUUAUAAGUUAUUCUUUUCAAUGAUUAUUUUAUAAAUAAUUUGCUUGAAUGAGUUUCUAAUUCAUUGUGUGUUCUCUGUUUGUCAUUUCGGUUUCAGCUUCGUGUACCUGAAACCAAAAAAACAAAGAAGAAAUAGAUAAAAACUAAUUAUGAAGAGUAAAAUAUGCUGUAUAUAUAAACUUAUAUAAUGAAUAAAAAUUAUUUGGUGU